AUGGGUCAAGCUGAAAGUGCUGAAGCACAACCAACCACAACAACCGCAACGGGUUCGAAUUCAAAUUCCAAUCCCACUUCUCUGGAAUCCGUAAUCGCAGAAGCUGCUGCAUAUGGAAAUCAAAACACUGAGAAUGUUGAGGAAAUGGCUCAGAAAGCUCUUGAAUGUCCUUGCAUUGCUGACCUUAGAAGUGGUGCUUGUGGGUCUCAUUUCUCAGAGGCUUUCCUUUGUUUUAUCAAGAGUACUUCUGAAGAAAAGGGCUCGGACUGUGUAAAUCAAUUUGUUGCUCUGCAGAGCUGCAUCAAAGCCAAUCCAGAUGCGUUCUCUAAGGACAUUCUAGGCGAAGAUGAAAGCGUUGAAUCAGAGCCAGUCCAAGAAUACAAAAUAAUUCCUCCUGAUUGGGCUAAGGAAUCUAAAAAGUCCAAGUCAAAGCUUUAA
This is a messenger RNA of Vicia faba (fava bean), 438 nucleotides long. NCBI's taxonomy places the organism in Eukaryota, Viridiplantae, Streptophyta, Magnoliopsida, Fabales, Fabaceae. The record is from the annotation of a GenBank genome assembly.